CUCCUCUCCUUCUCAUUUCUGUUGUGUUUAUUUAUGUCGAAUUAUAUGGAAUCUCGUCAACAAAAUUGAUUCAGCCCUAAAAUUUGCUGUUUUUUUUUUAUGGCUUCUCUUUCAGUGAUUAUUCGGUGUGUAAUUAAUUUGGUUAAUUUUGUGGAAUUUCAUGAAAUUAGGUACUUUAAUUGUUUGCAGUUGCUAGCAAAUACAGAGGAGAAAUUUUAAACUAUAUCUGUGCGCCUAUUUCAGGCUUGUAUGAUUUUCUCUGAUUGGGGCUUCAAUUCGCUGAUGUUUACAAUGUGGGCGUGUGAUUUCAGUAGCAGAUAUGAUUUCCUUAUUUGCAGGAUUUUUUUAUUUUUAUUUUUUUUAGGGUUUAUAAAUGAUGAUAUACAUUUCAUAUAAUGGGUAUGUUUGUUUAAUCUAGUGCUCUUCUAUUUCAAUCGAAAAUUUUAAUGCUCUAGGUUUAGGUAAGUCUAAACUUGGGUGUCCUAUGAAAUCCAUGCUUGCAAGGAUGACAGGAUUUGUCAAGUUUCGUUUCCGAUUAUUUCUGGAUGUUAGUUGGAAUCUGUUUUGUAGUGUAUAUAAUCAUCUGUAAAUGCAAUAUUUUCUUGUAGUGGAUAUGGAAGAUGCAUUAGAUCGUGGCAAUGGGAUGAUAGAAGCAUCUGUAGUCGGUGAAGUUACAUCAUAUCAAGCUGACAUAAACAUAGAAAACACAGAACCAUAUGAAGGCAUGACGUUCGAAUCGGAUUCUGCUGCUAGAGCUUACUACGAUAACUAUGCUGGGCGUGCGGGGUUUUUAACCCGUGUUUUAUCAUCCCGUAAAUCGGAGCGUGAUGGAUCCAUUAUAUCACGUGGACUAGGAUGCAGGAACAUUCUUAAUGCUCAAAAGGCGUGUAAUAUCUCCAAUGAAGUGGGCGAAAAACGGAGGGAUGGUUGUACUGCAAUGCUCUUGAUAAAGAGAGAGAACGGAGGGAGGUGGGUUGUACGGAAGUUUGUUCGAGACCAUAACCAUCCUUUGGUAGCUUCAUUACCUAAGAGACGCCCCACUUAUGACGAGAAAGAUAAAAGAAUACAAGAGUUAACUGCAGAACUCCGAAUAAAGAAACGUCUAAGUGCUGCGUAUAGGGAGCAGCUACUUAUUCUCAUGAAAGACGUUGACAGUCAUAAUGACCAUUUAACAUCCAAAGUACAAAUCAUCCGUAAUAAUCUUAAGGAACUUGAAGCGACAAGGCAGGAGCUUUCACUCCACAAUAAACCGAGCUUAUAAGGUUACCAAAAAUCAUCGAUCAGUGGAGUUGCAAUAGUAAGGCUGUGAAGAGAAGGCAAAUUCGAGCUUGUUUUUGUUUUUGCUUGCUUGGUAUAAAUCCAAGCAUUUGAGCUGAAAAAUCUCAAACUAAUUGCUUCAUAAACCCACACUGUAUAGCAAGUAUUAGAAAGAAACAUUGGGGGCCCGGUUUUUAAGAAUGUGCUGACGAGGCAAAGAAGAAAUGAAUAUUAUGCUGGUUGAGGAUAACGCAUACAACGAAGUAUGAAGUGAUUUGUGGAGCAACUGUUGGAUACAAGUUCCUGAACAACAAGAGCUUCUGAGAUUGCAAUUCAGGUAAGAUUCAGAACAUUGCACUCCCUUUUACAGUUUACAUUAUUUGGAUCGGAAGAGCCUUCCUUUUUUUUUUUGAAGUAUUGCAAUUUAUGUAUAUAAUGUGUCGUAGGACAAAAAGUUUAGCUCAAAGAACACCAGAUGAAAUGAACAGAGUAGAAGUUGUAGUGUACCUUGCGAUUGCUCUCUCUAUCCGUGCCAUGUUCAUUUUUGAUACAAUCAACGAGAUUAAAAAUUUCAAUAUUCUUAAACAUUGAACCCGUGAUAUUUAGUAUUUGAAAUUAAGUUCUGAAUUAGUGGAUGCAGCACGAUUAUGUAUUUCGUCCUUAAUUGUUACAUUAAUCAUUGCACUGGAAUUCUUUUUUUCCCUAGAUUUAUUGGUUUUAUUUAAGAAAAAAGAAAGGACAUAUUAUUUAACGAAAAAUGAAGAUAUACAUUUAUUUAUUUGGAAUUGUAAUAUGUUCAUCGAAAUAUUGUUUCACUAAUUUUUGAAUUGUCGAACAAAAUCACGAAACAAAAUCGUAUACUAGAGAAACAAUUAAUUCUAGUUUUUGAUAGUACAAUCAUGCCAUAAUCAUUCUGAUAAUUAUUAAUAAUUAUUUAAAGUGCAUGCUAGAGAAUAUUCUUUACUCUUUCACUCUCCUUAUAAAAAGGUGACAGUAAUAUUAUGCUGUUACACAUCUAAUUAUUUUAUUUUAUCUUGAAUUAUAAUGAACAAAAAAUGAUUCAAAUUAACAAGAAUUUCUUGUUUAUAGGUAUUGCAGUAGGAUUAUCCGCAGUUAUAUGUUUCGUUAUCUGUUUUUUAUGUUGUUGUGUAAGAAGGAGAAUCGGAGUGCAUGGAACAGGUGAACCAUAGUUAGUUACGUUGAUUGUUCGUCAUACGAUAGUAAGCAAUUAAUUUUUUGUAUUUGAUUCCGAAUAAUAAUUAAUUUAAUCAGCAAAUUAAAAUGAUUUCGAUGCUAAUUGGCAUGUGUUUGGUUGGAGGAUUAGUGAUUACUGCUGUUCUGGCUGUACUUAUAUAUGGUGUAUGUCUUUGUGUUCAACGAGGAAAGUUGAAGAACAAAGUGCAUCCAGAUAUAUACUGCGAAGUCUACGAUUGAUGGUUCGGAAAAAUAAAAAAAUACCCGAAAAAACCGAAAACUGAAAAAUCGAACAAUUGUUAACCGCCCCGAAUUUUCAAAUCUAUGAUAUAGUUAUUAUUUUUAUUUUUUACGGUCCGAACAUAUUUGUUCGUGUUUGGUUCUCUAUGUAAAAUCGAAUCGAAGUACCGAAUUCGAACCGAAAAUAAAUGUGUUUG
This is a messenger RNA of Erythranthe guttata (spotted monkey flower), 2888 nucleotides long. RefSeq names its product protein FAR1-RELATED SEQUENCE 5. The record is from RefSeq and is a predicted model, not a curated record. Lineage: Eukaryota; Viridiplantae; Streptophyta; Magnoliopsida; Lamiales; Phrymaceae.